CUGGGAUCACACUGAGCUCGCCACAUCCCCAAAGCAGCUGAACCCUCCGCACCAACCAGCCCAGGUCAAACCCCGGAGGCCCCAUGGAGUUCCCUGGCCUCGGGGCCCUGGGGACCUCCGAGCCCCUGCCCCAGUUUAUGGACCCUGCCUUGGUGUCCUCGCCACCAGAGUCGGGGGUCUUCUUCUCCUCCGGGCCCGAGGGCUUGGAUACAGCCGUCUCCACGGCCCCCGGCACCGCCACGGCUGCAGCUGCCGCACUGGCUUACUACAGGGAUGCUGAGGCCUACAGACAUUCCCCAGUCUUUCAGGUGUACCCACUGCUCAACUGCAUGGAGGGGAUCCCAGGGGGCUCACCAUAUGCUGGCUGGGCCUAUGGCAAGCCUGGGCUCUAUCCUGCCUCAACGGUGUGCCCCAUCCGAGAGGACUCCCCUCCCCAGGCCGCCGAAGAUCUGGAUGGGAAAGGCGGCAGCAGCUUCCUGGAGACCUUAAAGACAGAGCGGCUGAGUCCAGACCUCUUGACCCUGGGGCCUGCACUGACUUCAUCAAUCCCUGUCCCCAGCAGUGCCUAUGGGGGCCCUGACUUUUCCAGUACCUUCUUUUCUCCCACUGGGAGCCCCCUCAAUCCAGCAGCUUAUUCCUCCCCCAAGCUUCGUGGAACUCUGCCUCUAACUCCCUGUGAGGCCAGAGAGUGUGUGAAUUGCGGAGCAACGGCCACUCCACUGUGGCGGCGAGACAGGACAGGCCACUACCUGUGCAACGCCUGUGGCCUCUAUCACAAGAUGAAUGGGCAAAACAGGCCCCUCAUCCGGCCCAAGAAGCGCCUGAUUGUCAGCAAACGGGCAGGUACCCAGUGCACCAACUGCCAGACAACCACAACCACGCUGUGGCGGAGAAACGCCAGUGGGGACCCUGUGUGCAACGCCUGUGGCCUCUACUACAAGCUCCACCAGGUGAACCGACCACUGACCAUGCGCAAGGAUGGCAUCCAGACCCGAAACCGCAAAGCAUCUGGAAAAGGGAAAAAGAAAAGGGGGUCAAGCCUGGGAGGUACAGGAGCAGCUGAAGGACCAGCUGGCGGCUUCAUGGUGGUGGCUGGGGGCAGCAGUAGCGGCAAUUGCGGGGAGGCGGCCUCAGGCUUAACACUGGGCCCCCCUGGUACUGCCCACCUCUACCAAGGCCUGGGCCCCGUGGUGCUGUCAGGGCCAGUUAGCCACCUCAUGCCUUUCCCGGGACCCCUGCUAGGCUCACCCACAGGCUCCUUCACCACAGGCCCAGUGCCUCCCACCACCACCACCACUGUGGUGGCCCCGCUCAGCUCGUGAGGGCACAGAGCAUGGCCUCGGAGCAGGGGUGGCACCCCUCUCCUCUUGUAGCCGGCAAGUCUGUCCAACCCAACCCUCUGGGCCCCAGACAACCCCUGGCCUGGACC
Sus scrofa (pig) is the source of this 1429-nucleotide messenger RNA. RefSeq names its product GATA binding protein 1 (gene GATA1). Gene Ontology annotation, biological process: cell fate commitment; positive regulation of transcription by RNA polymerase II; negative regulation of transcription by RNA polymerase II. NCBI's taxonomy places the organism in Eukaryota, Metazoa, Chordata, Mammalia, Artiodactyla, Suidae. Gene Ontology annotation, molecular function: DNA-binding transcription factor activity, RNA polymerase II-specific; zinc ion binding; RNA polymerase II cis-regulatory region sequence-specific DNA binding. Gene Ontology annotation, cellular component: nucleus. The record is from RefSeq and is marked provisional.